Silurus meridionalis is the source of this 3870-nucleotide messenger RNA. RefSeq names its product epithelial splicing regulatory protein 1 (gene esrp1). The coding region runs from base 259 to 2403 and encodes 714 amino acids. Gene Ontology annotation, cellular component: ribonucleoprotein complex. The record is from RefSeq and is a predicted model, not a curated record. The transcript has 15 exons. Gene Ontology annotation, molecular function: RNA binding. NCBI's taxonomy places the organism in Eukaryota, Metazoa, Chordata, Actinopteri, Siluriformes, Siluridae.
AGCAAGCACGAGCGAGCAGCCAUUACGGGGCUGUGUUAUUUUUUUUUUUUGCAUACAGUUUCACACGCGAUCGAAAGGCCAUAAAGGAAGGAGCUUAGCAGUGUGCUUACCUGUUCUUAUGUGUGGGGGUGACUGGGGGCCCUUCCUUGACUGUCACCUGGGGAUUUCUUUGGUAUCAGGGUAUCGGGUUGUUACUUCUUUUUGCUUCAUUUCUUUUUCUUUUUUCCACUUUUAUUUCUGUAUUUUGAAAGAAAAGAAAUGACUGUUAAUCCUGAAUACCUGGUGCUGCUUUUCACCGCGACGUCCGGAGCGAGCGGAGAGCUGUUAGGCUCAGACGAGAAGGAGAUUAUUCAGCUGGUGUGGCAGGUCUUACAUUUAGGCACUAAACAGACUGGUGCAGUGAAUGAAGUGCUGGUGAAGCCGGAGUGUGUGGACCUGAGCGAGGAGAGCAGAGAGAUGAGCGGCCUGAGUGAGGAGGCCCUCGCUGCUGCUGCUCCACUGGAACAAGCUCUCAGUCAGUUUAACCAAAGGUUGCACUCAGAAAUAAGCACAAGUUCAGAGAACUCCUUCUGUCUCUGCACGGAUGGCCAGCUUCACCUGCGUCAGGUUCUACAUCCGGAGGCUUCUAACAAGAACAUCCCAAUGGCCGAAUGUUUUUACUCAUUUUUUGACUUGCGGAAAGAGUUCAAGAAGAAUUUCCCAUCUGCAGCUGAUCUGAAGGACUUGGAUCUUAAGUUUAUGGCAGAUUACCUGAAUGUGGAGGUGGAUUCUGUUAACUUUACUGCACUCAAGGUUCAUCAGAUGUCCAGCAUUGCUCUAGCACUCAUCUCGGAGCCUGUCUGUCCAAUGUUUUCAGUCCCUGAGAAAGUAAAUGAGAAGUUUGAAACUGGUCCAUGCAGCAAGAUGGAGCGGAUAGAUGACAAUGCUGUGAUCAGGGCCCGAGGCCUUCCCUGGCAGUCAUCAGACCAGGAUGUUGCACGCUUCUUUAGGGGUCUUAACAUUGCCAAAGGGGGUGCUGCUCUGUGCCUGAAUGCUCAGGGGAGAAGGAAUGGUGAAGCACUCGUACGGUUUGAGAGUGAAGAACAUCGGGACCUGGCGCUGCAGAGACAUAAACAUCAUAUGGGCUCAAGAUACAUUGAGGUUUAUAAAGCAACUGGUGAAGACUUCUUAAAAAUAGCAGGAGGCACCUCUAAUGAAGUCGCAAAAUUCUUGUCACGGGAGAACCAGGUGAUUGUACGCAUGCGGGGGUUACCGUUUACUGCCACAGCUGAGCAGGUGCUGCAGUUCUUCUCUCCAUCAUGCCCAGUGACGGAUGGCACAGAGGGUAUUCUAUUUGUGCGCUUCCCUGAUGGCAGGCCCACCGGGGACGCGUUUGUCUUGUUCUCCUGUGAAGAGUAUGCAGAGAACGCACUGAAGAAGCACAAGGAAAUCCUGGGCAAGAGGUACAUCGAGCUGUUCAAGAGCACAGCAGCAGAAGUGCAACAGGUUUUGAACAGAUAUUCUUCGGCUCCACUAAUUUCAGUGGCCCCCUCACCUAUCCUGCCCAUAAUGGCCCAGCCUGCAUUUUUGCCAUCACCAGUUGCUGGCAUAGCUGGAACGAGAGACUGUCUGAGACUGAGAGGUCUGCCAUAUGACGCUAAUGUUCAAGACAUCUUGCUAUUCCUAGGCGAAUACACGGCUGAUAUUAAACCACAUGGAGUACACAUGGUUCUCAAUCAGCAGGGUCGUCCAUCAGGUGAUGCGUUCAUACAGAUGCGGUCAGCGGAAAGGGCACAUGCCGCAGCUCAGCGCUGCCACAAGCGCAGCAUGAAGGAACGCUAUGUGGAGGUAUUCGCCUGCUCAGCACAGGAGAUGAACGUGGUGCUAAUGGGUGGCUCGCUCUCAAGGAGCGGCCUUUCGCCGCCGCCAUGUAAGUUACGACGUCUCUCUCCUGCGUCUUACUCCUUCCCUCCUGCGGGGGCUUUACUUCCUGCUGGAGCAGUGCUUCCUGCAGGGGCAGUUCUUCCUCUGGAGACAGCAGCUCUUUACCCCUCCCAGUUCCUGCUGAGUCCCCGCCCACUAGCACAAGCUCCAUUCUACCCAGCUAACAACCAGAUGUAUGUAAACUACACCGCCUACUAUCCAAGCCCCCCAGGCUCUCCACCCAAUGUUGGCUUCUUCCCGGCAAAUGCACACCCACCUGGCUCUGUCCUCCCCAACCCACAUGCAGCACUGAUCAGGAUGCAGAGCCACACCUCCACUCAUUCCUAUACUGGAGUAAAGGAAAUUCUCAGUAUGGUGCAGGCUUAUCAGCCCAGCAACAGUGAAGCCUUGGUUACUCUGCCCCCCCUGCUCUCAGCCAAACAACCUAUUGCAGAUCAGAGUCUCGGAGGAGGAGCCUAUCUGGACUUGCAGUUAAUAUAGGCUGUGCCAGUCAUGAAGCCACAUCCCUUUAUUGUAAAAGUUUUGCCCUCGGAAACAUAGCAUGUAUUGUCUUUCUAGCUAUUUAUGUGAACUUAAAAAAAAAAAAAGACUAUAUUUGACUUUUUUUGUAAAUAUUGCACACUGCAUUAGUAUGAGUUUAGUAAUAUUCUACUCAUAGACAAGUAGUAGAUCUUGUCAGAGUUCUCUGUGCCUUUGUUUUGAGUGUGUGUGUGUUUAUGUGUGUGUGUAUGUGUGUGUGUGUACAUAUUGGAAAGAAUAAUCGCUCAGGAAAAAGUGAAAUCAGAAUGAGCAUUCUUUUGCCAUCUGCAUUGAAUCAACCUUCUAUUAUUCCAUUUUUUUUACCAAAUAGUUAGAAAAAUGCACAUCUUUCUGUAGAGGUCUCUAGGAGUGAGUGUGGUUGUGUGUGUGUGGUUGUGUGUGUGUGUUACUGGCUUGUUCAGUUUUCACAUAUUCUGAUUUGAAUGUUUGUCUGCAUGUACGAGUGUUUGUGCCUUUAUCCCAGCCGAUGUGACUCUACAGAUAGUGUGUGGCAAUGCAUAUAGAUGUACUGAAGCUUGACUCUGCUUUUUUUAAAUUUUUAUUUUAUUUUUUUUCCUCUUCCUUUUUUUUUGAACCUUCCAUGAUGAAGUUCAAAGAGCUAUGUAACAUGAAAUGUUUACAAGAUACGCCACAUCCUUGCGUGGCAGAGUGCAGUAGGUUUGGAGCACAGGUGUCGUCGCUCCCAGAAGUUUGCUUUAAUCAUUUCGCCAAAAAAAAAAAAUACCGUUCAGGGUCAGAAACAGGAACAACCAGUACUUACUGUACUCAAAAUGUGUGUUGAGUUGCGUGUGUGGCUGUUGUGUCUCAUCAUUUAAAUAUGCAAGUGUCAUCCUCAAACAUUUGAAAAACACUUGUUACCAUUAGUUUUAAUUGAUGUAAAUCUAUUGAUGUUUUUAUAAGAGCGUGUGCGUGAGUGAGUGCAAUAAUCAUUGUGUGUGUGUAUGUAUGUAUGUUGUGUGUGCUCAACGAGAGAUUUGGGCCCAACAGAACAGAGAUACACGCAUGUAUUUCAAACGAUCAUUUUUGUUAGUGCAUGUCAUGAUUUGAAUUGUAUGCCUGUAGUGCUCAGGCAUCUUUUUUUUAUUGGCCUUGAUUACCACAGCUUGUACUCACUGCUUUUUUUUUUAGUACAUUUUUGAGAAAAACGAUACUUUUAUAACAUGUAGGUUUCAAAUAUUGUUCUCUAAAAACGAUUUGAAAGAUUUAGCUCCAUUGAGUUUCUUUCCAGACGUGCCAACAGGAAGUAGUACAAAAAGCACUACUUAAUUUUAAGAGGAAAAUCUCAAUUUAUGCCAUAUCAGAUGUCGGAUAUUUGUUUGGCUAGCAUUUUUAUGGAGAAAGUGUUAUUUUAUUUUGGUAUUUUAUGUUAACUUAAAAUGACAAAAAAUAAAUACAAAGUUAACAGCU